Messenger RNA from Aspergillus pseudoviridinutans, 1281 nucleotides. RefSeq lists its product as uncharacterized. The record is from RefSeq and is a predicted model, not a curated record. Gene Ontology annotation, cellular component: fungal-type vacuole membrane. Gene Ontology annotation, biological process: transmembrane transport. NCBI's taxonomy places the organism in Eukaryota, Fungi, Ascomycota, Eurotiomycetes, Eurotiales, Aspergillaceae. Gene Ontology annotation, molecular function: transmembrane transporter activity. The coding region runs from base 1 to 1281 and encodes 426 amino acids. The transcript is spliced from 2 exons.
AUGAGUCGCCCGCAGAUCUCAUCUGAGAAGCCAUCUCAGUGUUCUGAGAAGUCUUUGACUCAACCGGUCCAUACAUCUCAGGAUGAAAUAAUCAGCUACCCGGAAGGAGGUAUCGCAGCCUGGACAGUCGCGCUGGGGUCUUGGUGCUGCAUGACCGCGGGCCUAGGUGUAGUGAACUCGGUGGGUGUACUGGAGGCAUAUGUUUCGACGACUCUGUUGACAAACACCUCCACGGACUCUACGGGGUGGAUAUUCGGCAUUUAUGUCUUCGUUUCCUACUUCUGCGGCUUACAGAAUCAAGAGUACUACCAAUUUGUCCUCGCCUUCUCGAUCCUGAGCGGUAUCGGCAACUCGUUUCUCUUCACCCCAGCAAUGGGUGCCAUCUCCCACUGGUUUGACAAACGCCGCGGCGAAGCAUCCGGCUUCGCGUUCACCGGCAGCGGCUUCGGUGGCGUCCUCUUCCCCCUCAUGAUGCAGUCCCUGCUCCCAAAAGUGGGCUGGGCCUGGGCAACCCGCAUCGUAGGCUUCGUGCUCCUCUUCCUCUGCGUGAUCAGUGUCCUCCUCUGCAGAAGUCGACUCCCGCCCAAGAAAGGCGCCGCAACUUCAUGGCGCGAUAUGCUGCCUGACCCGCGCAUAUUCUGGGACAGCACCGGCGCGAUGGCAGUAACCACCGCCGGGGUGUUUCUCAUCGAAUGGGCAUAUUUCGUCCCCGUCACCUACGUUCCCAGCUACUAUCUCACACGGCAGGGCCUUUCAAACGCCGAGGCUGUCAGUGGUGCGGCAGCGUUCGCGUACCAGCUCCUCGCCAUCUUGAACGCGGUCUCCUGUUUCGGACGAUAUUUCAUCGGCUACGUAGCGGAUAAAAGCGGCCGAUAUAAUACCAUGAUCGUAUCGAAUCUCGUCUGCCUGGCUGCUGUGAUCGGUCUAUGGCUGCCGGAUGCAUUAGCGGGAACUCCGCCGAGUAAGGCGCUGAUGAUCAUGUUUGUGAUUGUGUUUGGGUUUGCGAGCGGUUCGAAUAUCAGUCUGAUGCCUGUGUGUCUGGGGCAGCUGUGCGACACGCAAGACUACGGGAGGUACUACGCGAGUGCGUAUACAGUUGCCAGUAUUGGAUGUUUGACGGGCAUUCCGAUUGCGGGCAGCUUGAUCACGGCUACUGAGGGGGGAAGGAGGGGCUUCUGGGGGGUCAUCCUGUUCACUGGGCUGAGCUAUGUUGCGUCUUUUGCGUGCUUUCUUUGGGUCCGCGUGCGGGUCAAGGGUUGGGAUGUUAAGACUAUUUGGUGA